Molecule: messenger RNA, 5838 nt
Organism: Aphanomyces invadans
Lineage: Eukaryota; Oomycota; Saprolegniomycetes; Saprolegniales; Verrucalvaceae
Exons: 23
Coding region: 41-4177 (1378 amino acids)
Molecular function (GO): calcium ion binding; protein binding
Source: RefSeq, a predicted model, not a curated record
CUUCGUGUUGAAUUGGAUUGAUUCUAACACCACGGCGGCCAUGAGGAAGUCCAACUCGUGUCUCGACAUCAUGAUGAGAUUGCAGAUGGCGGCACUGACUGCUGUGAAAGCCGACUUUGAAUCGUACGGCCCAGAGGGCCUCACUCUCGAAGAUUUUGUGACUGUGCUCUUGAAGCGGCUCAUGUGGACAAAUACCACCGUGGUGGAGCUCGUAGACGAGCUCGUGGACCUGUUUGGCCAUAUAGUGACGAACGGCCAAGGCACGAUGGUGUGGGACGACUUUACGUCGGCACUCAUCGACGCCGGCAUGGCAACCGGCCUGAAUGAAACCCAGUGGCGCGAUAUGAAGUACGAAGAAAACGUUCUGUUUGUCGACAGCGCUAGCCGGCAGCCAAAGCAUGUUCAAUACAUCUCUGAGCUCCGCAAGCUAAUUGUUUUUGAAGGGACGCGCCCUGUCCUGCAGGUGUACGACCCCACCGCAAUCUUGGCGACCGAGUCGACUGAGACCAGCAUUGACGACCCCAAUUCCGCGCCAUGCAGCCUUCCCCUAACGCAUGAAAUCCAUCCCCUGGUAUACACUGCUGGGUACCGCCGAGACCAAGAUGCUGUCCGGUCCGAGCACAGCCCCGUCCAAGCCAUCAAGUACUUGACAACCCUGGACAUCCUGGCUGUGUCGGCGGGAGAUCUGAAACUCUCGUUUUGGAACUGCGCUAUCAUGUUUACGUCUGAAAUUCCAAAUCCUAUGGAACUCGUGACCACGGAGCAUCCACAGCGCAUUCUUGAGUGGGCGCCGGCAGCAUCUCGGCUCUUUACCGUAUCGAUCGACAACCGAAUUCUCGUGUGGAUGGUGGCCAUGAAAGGAGCGAAAAAGUGUACGGUCACGUGCACCCAUGUCCUCGACAAGCACAAAGACAUCGUGCAAGAUUUGCUCCUCGUCAACGAUGACACCCUCAUUUCGUGCAGCAUGGAUUCACUCAUCCUGAUCUGGGACCCCCAUACGCUUCAGUGCAAGUCAACCCGCGCCGGCCACAAGUACGGCGUCCGAACCCUCGCCAGGCAUUCGUCAACCAUGUUUGUGUCUGCCGGCUUUGACAUGGACAUGCUCGGGUGGGACGUGUCGGGACUCAGCAACUCGCCGAUUUUCAAACUCACGGGGCACCUCGCGCCGAUCGUGGCCAUUCAAAUCGUGGCUGGUUGUGACCAAGCAGUCAGUUUAGACGAAGACGGCUGGUUCAAGUGGUGGAAUUUGCAAAACUUACUCUCGACAGAAGACAACGACCGUUGCCUCCAGACAUUUCGCUUUGGCAGCGACGAGUAUCCCUGGAAGCCAACGUCGUUUACCCUUUUUCACAACGGAACAACGAUUGUCGCGUGUGGCUACCGCGUCAAGUGGAUCCAACGCGUGCGCCUCAAGCCAAAGUUGGUCGCGUCCAAUGCGGUCCUGUACAACGAUCACUCGUUCACUGUGCUCUCGACCACAGACAAAGAGCUUCGAGUAUGGGAUGCUGUGACGGGGGCGCUGUUGCACGUGUUUCGAAGCGUGACGCGAAGUGACAUCACCCAAGUCGUAUUUGACACCCUACAGCGUAAAUGCAUCGUGGCCAAUCAAGGCGGGGAAAUCAUUGUUCUAAACGCAGCCUCUGGCACUGUCCUCAAGACUUUUCCGCGGCACUCAAACCAAGUGAGCUGCUUACACUACUGCAAGGAAGACGGAUGCGUGUUGAGUGCGUCGUGGGACAAAUCUCUCCGUGUGUACGACGACCGUGCGCCGUCCAACGUGCUCUUGCGUAGCGUUGCAGAUGCACAUGACAGCGACAUCAAGAGCAUGGCGUACUCGCAUUCGUUGAGCCUCGUCGCGACCGCCAGCAACGACGGCCACAUCAAAGUUUGGGAUUACGUUUACUUUCUCCUGGACCAGCAGCACCACACAGGGUGUGAAGUCAACUGCCUGGCAUUUCUUGAGCCAUAUCCCCUACUCGUUUCGGGUCACGAAAACGGUACAGUGUGUCUGUUCACCGUGCGACCGAGUGUGCCGCAGCUGCUCUACAAGUUCUCCACCACCACUGCCAUCUGCACGAUGCACACGUACUACGACGAGAAAGGUGGCGACUGCGUGCGCGACGACAUCACGAUGGGAACGCAUGUACUUGUGGUCGGCGACCAAAGUGGCAUGAUGCGAUGUUGGGCGCUUAAUCGAGUGUUGCAGGCGGGCUCAGUGGAAACCACACCGGAAGCCGCGUUGCCGGCCAACAACGAGUCGUACAACCCACGCCGUCGCAUUCAACGCGAAGGAAAGACGGCCAGCCGACUGGACCUCCAGAGCCGUUCGUCCUCGAACUCGCCGCGGCUAGUCGACACAUCGUUGGUAACGGUCGUAGCGGAGUGGAAAGCUCAUUCCCUUGGCAUUCGAAGCAUUUGCGUUGUGGACGACCCCAAGUGCAUCUUUACAUGCUCGUUCGAUAAGAGCACCAAAGUCUGGGCGUACACCGGCGAAUGUCUGGGGGUGCUGUGUGGGGACAAGGAAUUAUUGUACUGGAAGUUGAUAGUUGACACCAACGGCGUGUCGGAGCGGAAGCUUCAAUUUGCUCACGCAUUGUGGCACUCUUUGAAAGAUCGACCAGAGUUUAUCCUGCCUGAGCAACCCAAGACAAGCGAAGCAGCUUCCACUCGGCGGCCCGCCUUAGCCAAGCAAGCCAGUGCCCCCACCGUCUCGCCGUCAUCUGCCUUUGACGCGACUACGUGUAACCAUCUCGCCAGCGAUAAAGACCGAUUGUUCGGCCAAUUGCGAGGAGAAUGCACAUGGAACAAGCCUGAAAUCCAACUAGCUCGGGAACGAGCCUGGGAAGUCGAAGCCUUCAAGUAUCAAGCGAGAAUGGAAAAGAUAUUCAAGAUCAAGCGAUCGCCGAUGUCGUCAUCCAAGGCAAUGGUGCCGCAGCCUCGGAUUGGCGACAAUGCCCCGAGUUCGUUCAUGGAGUCGCUCAGCCAAGUCGACUGGAGCGAGUUGCCGAAAACGUCACUCACAGCACUCCCCCAGCUGAAUUCGACGCAGCUGACCCAAGCCCCGUACGACGACAAGGACAAUUGGAAAAUCGACAGCAAAAAUCGACAACAAAUGAUAUACAGUAACUUGUUCUCCGAGACGUGCCGGACGGCCAAACAGCUCCAAGGCAAGCGGCAGCCAAAGCUUAUGCUCGAGAAUAUCGACAUUGCACCGUCGCCGUUCCUCCUCGAGAAGUUGGGUCCGGACAAAGCCUACAAGAAACCACGGUACCCCCUGCGGGCUACCCCCCUCUCGUCGCGUCUAACUCCCUCGCAGUCCCUACCCGCUCUGCGGAAACCCCCAGCCAAGACAUCUUCCCCCCGACGCCAACUCUAUGAACCGAAAACCACCCCUGAACACCCUCAGAACCAACACAUGGACCAAAUCGAACGCAUAAUACAACACGCGACUCGGACUACCCGCGGCGGCCAUACCACCACCCACGACAGCACGACGCAGUCGCAAGUCCAAGGCAACAAUGCCUUUACGACGGUCAAGCCCGUGCAUCUCUCGGCAUCAAUCGCGCGAUCGAUCAAACUUGUGGAAGACGAUGUCGCUGACAAGUUAUCUAAACCUAAAAAGGCGAGCACGAAAUCGUCGAAAAAGCGAUCCGACGCCGCGGAUCAGUCGACUGCGUUGGUGCACAAGGCGGCAUCGCUUAUCGUGGCCAAGCCAAAGCCUGCCGUCGAAACGACGAAGGAUCGAGUGCAGGCUGACCAAGCGCUUCUCCUCAAGCAAACCUUUGGACCGUACGCGAAAGAGAUGGUGUACGAAGUGUGCAAGUUAUUUGUCGACACGGACGUCGACAACAGCGGGUCCAUCGAAACCAAAGAGUUCGUACAACGGCUCGUGCGCGUGCAGGGUGCCGAGAUGAAGGACGAGCUAGAGAGUUUGUUCGAGUGCAUGGACCACGAUCACAAUGGAUCGCUCGACAUGGCUGAGAUGCUCAAAGCGAUCUUUCCCAAAGCGAAUGCCCGUGUCCGAGAUGACAUGAUGGCCUAUUCGCGACUAGCGCUGAGUGCAGUGUUCGCCGCCAAACCCAAGCAGCGGGAACUGUCGAAAGACGCCAUCGACGACCUCACCCAGCUAUUUCGCGUACCAACGCGUCGCGACCCUGCGCCGUCUCGGAGCUCAUGAAUUUGCGUAGAUAUUCGACCACGACAAGAGCGGUUCCAUCGACGUCGACGAGCUGCUUCAAGGCCUGCGCGACAACGACGCGUUUUACGCCGGUCGCCAUGAGUACGGUGACAACGAUACGUUGGACCGAGUGUCCGCCCAAGACAUCGAACGGCUCAUUGCUCAAUUCGACACGAACUCCAACAAGUCGCUCGAGCUCCCCGAAUUCAUUGAGCUCCUUCGAGACUAUUUUGAAUAAUGAAUGGAUGGUCGGGACGCGUCGGACCAGCGAACUCGCGUGAUGCCGUCUAGUAUUCGUUUCCAUACAAGUCCUCCUGUCAGGUCGAUGCGUCCCUCGUGGCAAGCGAAGCAUCUUAAAACCCCUGGAAGCACCCGUCGUAGGCGGGCAUUUUGUUGUCCAAAGGAAGGCCAUUUGUUCUUUCCCACACGCGCGGCAGGGUCACAGGUAUCACUUCGAUCAAAGCGUCGUCACGGCUGUCGGGGACAACGCACCUUGGUAGAAAACGCCGCUUCCAUUCGGGCUCCCUGGCUUCGUCUGCAUUCCAUGACAGAGGCAUGGCACUCCCCGGACGCUCCCCGGCUGGCGGUGGUAGUUGUCGCACGUCAAAGUCCCAAAACGCGACCAUGAACGUCACGCGACGUGGUGGUGUGGCAUCGUUUGCUGCUUUCGAGUGAUCGCCACCAGGGCGUCCAGGAACAACGCCGUGGAGAACUUUCCCAUUGAACACGACGAAACGAUUCUCGUUCGGGUGAACGAGCCAGCCGUGGCGGCCCAACUUUGGCAUGCCAAAGCUCUGGUCGGUCACCACCGUUGGCCCGCCGCACGGCGCUUCGAGAAACAUGACAGUCGAGACGAUGGGAUUGCGCACGCCACCACGGCCUUCGUCCGCACUGUCAAAGUGGAACUGGUGGCCCGAAUCGUGCGGGCGGCAAUGGGUCCACCACUCGGCAAACUUGGCGCGUUUGACAGCAGGGACUCGUGCCUGUGCCAGUUCUUUCAGGUAAUGGACGACGUCGUCAAGGCCCGACACACGCGGCUGCGACAGGUCAUGGACGUAGCUGAAAUACGGCGACGGAGGGUCGACGGAGUAUUGAUGGGCUUUCCAAAACGGCGAGUGCGACGACGACAAAGCGUGUUGCAUGAACGCGAGCAUGGCUGGAGGGAGCGCAUUGUCCGCGGCACACACAAACGGGCGUGGAUCGAUCGAGGGACUGUCCGACGUAUACGCUAGUGUAGUCGCAGCAACUGGAGCUCCCGGAAACGAGUACUGCAGCACGGCCGUGGCCAGUCGAUGUGUGUACCCUCUGGUUUGCAGGAACCGGUCGGCUUCUGCAACUUGGCCAUCUUGCACAAGAAGGAGAGCGUGCUUCUGGGCCGCAAGGUACUGGUCAUCAGUCUCGUCGGCCGGCGGGACAUCUUGCGGAAGCGCGGACAUGGCGGCGCGACUCUCCCAAGCUGGUGGUGGUGGCUGUAUAAUGCAUGUUGCAAAAACACGAUACAAUUGGUACUGGGUUCGAGACCACGAAGGCCAAUGUAUUCCAAAAAUCGGUACCAGUCCGAGCGAGAGGAUCGAGCUGGGAGACCCUUGCAUCAUGGAGACUCUAGUCUGUGCCAAUCUACCUCACGUCCUCCCGUCAGCGCAUUGGAUGGAGUGCGCGCG